AUGUUACGCUGCGCACAAUCCACCGCCUCGUCGCCUGAGAAAUGCACGGUCAUGGGCAUGGACAUCGACAUGAGCGUCCUCGAAAGACAAAGGGCUGUCUUACAACGCCUUUAUCAGCAGCAACAACUACAAUCUUUGCAACCUCAAGAAGCAAACAUGAAUCCUUUGUUUCACCAAAAUAUGUCGAAUAUGCUGCUGGAGAAAUAUCAGCAAUGUUUGGAUGAAACCAAUUUGCCUAGUUUUCCUAUGUAUGGAAGAGGAUUUGCCUGUCCUGAACGCACAAGCGGUUCCCAUUCAGCCGUUUCUAAUAACUCUUCAAUGACAAAACACGAUCAUCAGAUCAGUAGCAGCGCGUUAAAAAGAGAUCGAACUGUCUCCAAUACUACUAGAAAACGAAAAGCAGAGUUUGAUGUUGAAGAGGAUUGUAAGGACAAAGGGACUGAAAGAGAAGCAGGAGAGGUUCAAUCAGAGAUCACGGUGAAAACUGACAGGGAAACUUCAACUAAUAAUUCUUCAAAGGAGAGCGUUCAAAAGCCCGACUAUAUCCACGUCAGGGCACGUCGUGGACAGGCCACUGAUAGCCACAGCUUAGCCGAAAGAGCAAGGAGGGAGAAAAUCAGCAAGAAAAUGAAGUAUCUGCAGGAUUUAGUCCCUGGCUGCAACAAAGUGACUGGCAAGGCUGGAAUGCUUGAUGAAAUCAUCAACUAUGUUCAGUCAUUACAAAAACAAGUCGAGUUCCUGUCGAUGAAAUUGGCUACUUUAAAUCCGAGGCUCGACUUCAGCAUCGAUGACUUCUUUACAAAAGAGAUUCCUGCAUACAUUGCCAGUUUUCCGACGCAAUUACAAGUCCCGAAUCCAUCAAGCUUACAGUAUAAUCAACUGCAACAAGGAGCCUUAAGUUGUGGGGUUGACAUAGCAAUGAAUCCAUCUCAAUUGUUGCCUCAAAAAGAAGGAAACUCUUCUGUGCCUAUUACAGAAGUAUAUCAUGAUUCUUCUUCAGGACAUCAAGCACAGAUGCUGCCAACUUGGGAUUCUGAAUGGCAAAAUCUUUUCAAUGGUGGCUUUCAUUAG
This is a messenger RNA of Fraxinus pennsylvanica, 1071 nucleotides long. Lineage: Eukaryota; Viridiplantae; Streptophyta; Magnoliopsida; Lamiales; Oleaceae. The record is from the annotation of a GenBank genome assembly.